AUGUCCGAGUGCUGCAAGCAGGGAUCGUUCCACAAGGGCACCGCCGUCGGCUCCGAGACCAAGCUCGCCGACCGCGACGUCUACGUGACGGGCGACGAGUCCUCGUCGGUCGCCAUCCUCCUCGUCCCCGACAUUUUCGGAUGGAGGCUCAACAACACGCGCUGCCUCGCCGACAAGUACGCAAAGGGCGUCGGCGCGCGCGUCUACGUGCCCGACUUUUUCGAUGGAGAGGCCGUGCCGACCGAGGUCAUGUCGGACCCCAAGCUGCGCGAAAAGUUUGACAUCAUGGCCUUCCUGGGCAAGUACCACCCGCGCGAGGCGUCGUGGCCCAAGGUCGAGGCCGUCGUCGAGGCCAUCCGCUCGACGCAGAAGGGCGUCAAGAAGGUGGGCGCCAUCGGCUUCUGCUGGGGCGCCCCCUCGUGCCUCUACCUCGGCUCGACGCGCGCCAAAAAGUCGGCCCACGUCGACGCCAUCGGCUUCGCCCACCCCUCGGUCAGCGAGACUUCGGACUUUGAGCACCUCGACGCCCCCUCGCUCUUCCUCUGCGCAGAGCACGACGAGAUGCUCCCCGACGACAAGCGCAACGCCGCCAUCGACGUCACAAAGAAGCUCACAAAGGAAAAGGGCACCUUUGUCAAGUGGGUCUACUACCCCAACACCACCCACGGCUUCGCCACCCGCGGCGACGAGGAGGACGGAUACGUCGCCCGCUGCAUGCAGGACGCCGCCAACGAGGCCAUCAGCCACUUUCGCGCUAGCCUUCUCGCCUGA
Molecule: messenger RNA, 771 nt
Organism: Pseudozyma flocculosa PF-1
Lineage: Eukaryota; Fungi; Basidiomycota; Ustilaginomycetes; Ustilaginales; Ustilaginaceae
Exons: 3
Coding region: 1-771 (256 amino acids)
Molecular function (GO): hydrolase activity
Source: RefSeq, a predicted model, not a curated record